Messenger RNA from Onthophagus taurus, 358 nucleotides. The record is from RefSeq and is a predicted model, not a curated record. NCBI's taxonomy places the organism in Eukaryota, Metazoa, Arthropoda, Insecta, Coleoptera, Scarabaeidae.
AUGGCAAGUUGUAAGAAAAGAAAAUUAAAUAAAGAAAACAGAAUGUUUAAUGUGGACUGGGACUGGGUGUGUUUGUUGUGCAAUACAGUUUUAACUACUUUGAAAAAGGUGAAUGCAAAUAAACAUUAUUUGACUCAUAAAGAGCAUAAAUAUUUUAACUUAGAAGGUGAAUCUCGACGAGCUAUACUUCAAAAAUUAAAAAAUGAAAAACAUUAUCAACAAGCGUCAGUUAGUGCUUUUGUAAAGAAAAGUACCACUGCAGUUGAUGUUACUUAUAAAAUUGCUCUUAUACUUGGAAAAAGGGGCAAACCGUUUGCCGACGUAGAAAUAAUUAAAGAAUGUAUUGUUGAAGCAGUAG